GACACACACAUUCACACACAGUCUCACACUGGAGCCAACAUUCAAGAUGCAGCAGCAAGAGAGCUUGUCUUCUGAUUCCCUGUCAGACGUGCGGUGUCCAUCGAGAUAUUGGAUGCCUCGUGGUCACUCCUAUGAAGACCAAACUGUGUGGAACCAGAAGUACUGCGUGGUUGGUGACUGUCAGAUGCUGCUUCUGAACGAGGAGGAGGUGAUCCGUUCCUUGUUUUUGCAGGAGAGGCGCCCUGCGUCAUGCAAGGUCCAUCUUCUGCGGCGCACCAUCAGCGUGCCAGUGGAAACACAGUUUCCACAGUAUCACAGCCAGCUGUCCACUGAGAGCGAGUCUCCUCCAGAGAGGACAGGACGCCGACGCAGCAUGCCGGGCAGCUCCUCCGACAAGAACACACCCACUAUGGAGGCGACGUCCACGGCUGCCACACCUUUCAGAGUCACCGGCUUUCUCAGUCGACGGCUGAAGGGUUCGAUAAAACGCACCAAGAGUCAACCCAAGCUGGACCGCAACUCCAGCUUCAGACACAUCCUUCCAGGCUUUAGGAGCGUCGACAAUGACAGAUCGCAUCUGAUGCCAAGGCUGAAGGAGUCUCGCUCCCAUGAGUCAUUGCUCAGCCCCAGUAGUGCUGUGGAAGCCCUGGACCUAAGUAUGGAGGACGAGGUUGUCAUCAAGCCUGUUCACAGCAGCAUCCUCGGGCAGGACUACUGCUUUGAGGUCACCACCUCCACAGGAAGCAAAUGUUUUUCCUGCCGUUCAUCAGCCGAGCGAGACAAAUGGAUGGAGAACCUGCGGAGGGCGGUGCAACCCAACAAGGACAACAGUCGUCGGGUGGAGAACCUGCUGCGGCUGUGGAUCAUCGAGGCCAAGGACCUGCCGGCCAAAAAGAAAUACUUCUGCGAGCUUUGUCUGGAUGACUCGCUCUACGCCCGCACCACCUGUAAACUCAAGACCGACAAUGUCUUCUGGGGGGAACACUUUGAGUUCAACAACCUGCCUGCUGUCAAGAGCAUCACGGCCCACCUCUACAAAGACACGGACAAGAAGAAGAAGAAAGAUAAAAACAAUUACAUUGGACUUGUCAACAUCCCCGUCACGGCCGUUACCGGGCGGCAGUUUAUGGAGAAGUGGUACCCGGUCAGCAUGCCCAACCCCCCUAAGGGCAAGACGUCUGGGCCUAUGAUUAGGAUCAAGGCCCGCUAUCAGAGUAUGAACAUCCUUCCCAUGGAGAUGUACAAGGAGUUUGCAGAGUACACCACCAACAACUACAUGCUGCUGUGCUCGGUGCUCGAGCCCGGGAUUAGCGUCAAGAACAAGGAGGAGAUGGCGUGCGCGCUGGUCCACAUUCUGCAGAGCACUGGCAAGGCCAAGGACUUCCUCACAGACUUGAUGAUGUCAGAGGUGGAUCGCUGCGGGGAGAACGAGCACCUCAUCUUCAGAGAGAACACACUCGCGACAAAGGCCAUAGAGGAAUACCUCAAACUGGUGGGACAGAAGUACCUGCAGGACGCUCUCGGUGAGUUCAUCAAGGCUCUGUAUGAGUCAGAUGAGAACUGUGAGGUGGAUCCGUCCAGGUGUUCCUCAGGUGACCUGCAGGAACACCAGAGUAACCUGAAGAUGUGCUGCGAGCUGGCCUUCUGCAAAAUCAUCAACUCAUACUGCGUCUUUCCAAGAGAACUGAAAGAGGUCUUUGCGUCAUGGCGACAGGAAUGCAGCAACAGGGGUCGACCGGACAUCAGCGAGCGUUUGAUCAGCGCGUCCUUGUUCCUGCGGUUUCUCUGUCCGGCCAUCAUGUCCCCCUCACUUUUCAAUUUGAUGCAGGAGUAUCCAGAUGACCGCACAGCACGCACACUCACGCUCAUCGCUAAAGUCACACAGAACCUGGCAAACUUCACCAAAUUUGGUAACAAGGAAGAGUACAUGUCCUUCAUGAACCAGUUCCUGGAGCACGAGUGGACCAAUAUGCAGCGCUUCCUGCUCGAAAUCUCAAACCCAGAGACGAUCUCCAACACGGCGGGCUUUGAGGGGUACAUCGACCUCGGCAGGGAACUCUCCACCCUGCACUCGCUCCUCUCGGAGGUGGUGUUCCAGAUGGACCAGAGUGCAGCCUCCAAGCUGGGGCCUCUGCCCAGGAUCCUGCGGGAGGUGAACACAGCUCUGUCCAACCCGUCCUGCGUCCAGAUGACACCCGGACAGUCCUCGGAGCACAUGGGCACAUCGCCUCCCGCUGAGGCGAGCUGCAGCAUCUCCACUGGCCUGCAGAAGAUGGUCAUAGACAAUGACCUUUCAGGAUUAGUGGACUUCACCAGGUUACCCUCCCCUACCCCGGAAAAUAAGGACCUAUUCUUUGUGACAAGGAGCUCAGGGAUCCAGCCUUCCCCAGCACGCAGCUCAAGCUACUCUGAGACCAAUGAACCUGACCUGGUCAUGGCCAAUGGCAGCAAGAGUCUGUCCAUGGUGGACCUCCAGGACCCCCGCAGUCUGGAAGGAGGCCCAGGUCCCAGCUCCUCGGACGCCCUGGGUGAAGGUCCAACCUCUGGGGGAGGCUGGUCAGCCAGAGUUCCACAGGGCAACAUCCCUGGAGGUCCCACUCUGAGGAGGCCAGGCCAGACCCCCACCACCCUGGGCACAGAAAGCACUCCAGGUCGACCCGCCCAGCUGCUAGCCCCCCUCUCCUUCCAGAACCCAGUUUACCAGAUGGCGGCCUGCCUGCCCGUGUCCCCCCGUGGAAUGACCGACUCGGGCUCUGAGUGCCACAGCUCUGUCAGUUCCCAUAGCAACAACGAGGACGGACCAGCAGGAGGGAAGCACGCCUUCUUGAACCAUGGUGGCGGAGGAGGAGGAGGAGGAGGUGGGGGGAGCAGCGGGGAUGAGUACACGAGGCGUUCGGGGGAGUUCAACCGCCGACAGCUGUCCCUCACAGAACAACAGCACCAGCCCGCCGUCCCCAGACAGAACAGCGCCGGCCCACAGCGGAGGAUAGACCAACCUCCGCCUCAGAGCGUUACUCGGGGCCGCACACCCCCGAAUCUGCUCAACAGUGGGCCCUACCCCCGGCCUUCCUCUGGCAACAUGAUGACAUCGUCACCCGACUGGCCUGGCAGCGGCGCACGGUUACGACAGCAGUCCUCUUCCUCCAAAGGAGACAGUCCUGAGACCAAGCAGAGGGCUCAGCACAAACAGGCCCCCUCCCCAGUGAACCCCAGUGCGCUGGACCGCACAGCAGCCUGGCUUUUGAAUAUGAAUGUGCAGUAUUUAGACCGUGAGGGGAUGCAGCCCGAGUCACUGAGAAACAGAGAGGAUCUGACUCAGGUGGAGAAGUACCAGCAGGAGAUCUUAGUGCUGCAGGAGAAGCUGCGGGCGUCGGUGCAGAAGCUGGAAGAGUAUGAGGCGCGUCUGAAGGGGCAGGACGAGCAAGCCCAGAAGGUGCUGAUGGAGUACCAGGCCCGGCUGGAGGAGUCGGAGGAGCGCCUGCGCAGACAGCAGGACGACAAGGACCUGCAGAUGAAGGGCAUCAUCAGCAGGUUAAUGUCGGUGGAAGAGGAGCUGAAGAAGGAUCAUUCAGACAUGCAGGCAGUCGUCGACUCUAAACAGAAGAUCAUCGAUGCACAGGAGAAGCGCAUAGCAUCGCUGGAUGCAGCCAACGCCCGUCUGAUGAGUGCUCUCACCCAGCUGAAGGAGCGCUACAGCAUGCAGACCCGCAACGGCAUCUCCCCCACCAACCCCACCAAACUGCAGAUCACUGAGAACGGAGAGUUCAGGAACAGCAGCAAUUGCUAGAAAGACUGCGAAGUGUUGAGUGCCUGCGCGUGUACAGUUAUCCAAUGAGAGGACGUCUACAUGCAUGCAUAUGGCUGCAUGCCUGUUCGACAGACAGCGAAGGGUGUGUGCGCGUGCGUGUGUGUGUGUGUGUGUGUGUUUUUAAAAAGCGGACUUUUGGAAGACAUUUCAACUUUGUGGACAGCAGUGCGAGAAGGGGGCAGAAAAAAAGGACCUCAGUGUGACGGACGGAUCCCUCAAGAGAACGAGAUCACCAGACGGCCUUCGUUACGAGCGUGUCGGCCAGAGGAGGGGCAGAGUUUGUACAUAUGAAACUCAAAGCUGUCCAUCAGUCAGAUACUUCUCCAGAAGGAUGUACGGGACAAAUCAAGACCCUCACCUGCGCCUGGGACAAACCACUAUAUAACCACUCACAGUGACGACCGCCAGACUCGGUCACCUCCUCCUCUCUUUCUUCUUCUCCCUCUCGACGAACAAGUGGACCCACUUAAAAACAAUAACACGCAUUGAGGAUUAUCACGUUGUAGUCGUCUCCAGAGGAUUACUGUCCAGUGCUUAAAGUCAUUGUUUAUACAGAACCAAAUAGGAGCUCAAAAAAAUAGAUAUUUUUAGCCCAAAAAAAUGAUCUUUAUGUCCCUUUCCACUCCUGGGUGUGUUCCCGAGCGUCCCAAUGAGCCCCCUCUCCCCCCCUACACCCCCUACACCCCCCACACCUCCAUGUAGUGCACUUUGUGAGAAGCUAUUGGUACAUGAAACGCCUUAAGUAAGGAACACACCUCGACUUUAUCCCACAGCUCCCCUAUUUCUGCAAAAAAAAGGCACAACUUCUACUGUGGAUUUGUAAAGGAUACAAACACUUGUACACACAUAAAUGUAUUAUGAAGACUAUAGUAAAUGAAUUCUAUGUGAUAUACUAUAUUAAUGAAAUUUAAUAUAGACGUAUGCAUUUCCUUUCUUCUAUAGAGUAUACACACAUAUCUAUAUUUGAUAAUCUCAAAUAUAAAAGCAGCCCUUUAUUUAGGAGUUUUAUUUUUCUUCUCUGACGAUGAACGACUGUAGUGUGUGUAGCUCGCUUCAGAGCUCAGGAGGAGACAUCACACCGAGCAGUGAUCAGCACCAUCGCCUCAGUCACCCCUCCACACCUCCACCAUGCUCCACCCUUUACAUUCAGUAUGCACUGCAUUCCAGAGACAUGACUGUACAGUUCGUGGCGGAGCUUGCACAACUUGCACAGUCAAGUGAUGGGUUCUUCUUCUUCUGGUGCUCAUCAUUGCUCUUAACGACACAGAUCAAUUAAACCCAGAUUUAGAUUUUGGUUUGAGUCACAUGUGUGUGGUCUUCUCACUAGUAGCACAUGAGUUGUGGAGAGACUCACUCGCAGGGUUUCCGUUACAAAAACAAUAAAUACAAAUGCCGGUCAUAGAACAUUUCAAUGUGAUGGACACAUGGGAGGAACUCCGCUCAAAUAUUAUCUGUGUUUUUUGAUCAGUAGGUUAUGUGAAGAAUCUCAUCAAGGCAUGUAGAGUUCUACUAUUUCAAUAAGGCGUGAGAGCAGCGCGUGGUGCAUGUGCGUCAUGGAGGCUCUUUUUACGCAGCGUGUGCACGGCCCUUUACAGGAAUGGAUCAUAUAGUUGUUGUUUUUUUUUAUUAAACUACCGAUACAAAUGAUUUAAUUUCUUUUAUUUUGUACCAGCUCUGUCCCUUAACUAGCCGACACUGUAGAUCUUUACUUCCCCAUAUAACACAAACGGAGUGCAGAAGAAGAAAUCCCGAAACGUCUUGUUUUUGCAUGAAACUCACACACGACACGUGAUGUGCGCUGCAGGUGGAGCCGGUAAGAAGAUGCAUUCCUAAAAACACGCUGCAGAGAUUUAAAUAUGGCGGACAUCAACAGAUCUUCCCGGUGAUUAACGGAAACCCUUCUCACUCAUACUAUACACUGGACCGGUGAGCCGUUGUAAUACUGGCCUCCUUAGUUACACUUUUAUCUCUAACUGCUUUGUUUUCAGUGGUAACGACGUGAACUGCGUCCAAACUGUGACUCUAGUAAUCCCAGUUGCAUCAUCAUCAUCAUCUCUCCUCUUCAUCCCUCUUCGCGGACUCACAGUUGGGGUUUGGUCCUUCUUAUCUCUCCUCGCAUUCGCUCCCAAACAUCAACAUCGGUAUUUUGCAUAUUUUUGUAUUCAUUGUUCCUCACCUGUGACAGACUGUAAACAUCCGGUGUGAGGCUCCGCGUGCUUCAUCCUCGCGCUCGACGGUGGCGUCACCGUUUUCUUUUCUUUCGUUGCCAAUUUGGAAGGUGGUGAUGACGACGACGAUGAAUGCUUCGCUGCAGACACACACACACAGUGGACAUAUGAUAACCGAGUGCAUCGAGAGGCUGGACAGCCUGGGGACGUGUAAAUAAAAUGCACACACUAUUUUUACCUAAUGUUAACGGAGCUUUUUGUAAAUGUAGCUUGUGCUCAAACUCUGCUGUGUCAUGAUUGAUAUUGUAAAUACAGAAUCGCUCUGUCGGUCAUCUUUCCUCAUUGGGUAGAACUAUACAAGUUAAAUGAACCUUUCAGUGUUCUCCCUGUUAAAGCUAUUGUUUGUGUAUUUACAGUGUAAUAUCACUAACCAGUUGGACUCUUGGGAAUGAAUGCAGAAUGACACACCAUCCUGUAUUUGUGGAGCUCCAUCACUUUACGCUCAGCGGUUGGUGUUUCUAUUAGCUUUCUUUUCUUUUCUUUUUAAGCACAGCAUCUGUUUCAGGUGUUUUAAAAACGUGGCCAAAUUCAAACGUAAGAAAGGGAUUAUUUUCGCUGUAGGUCAAACCUUUCUAUCAGAUACAACGAGCUUCUUGAAGAGAAAGGAAUAUAAAUCUCUUGUACAGAACAUUUCUCCUCAUCAUAUCUUCCAUUCAGUCCUCAAACAAUAUUGUACAACUGCAGAGAUUAAAGCAAGUCUAUGUCACUUUUGACAGAAGAAGUAAAUACAAAUGAAUCGUUGAAUACAUGAGCAAUUCAACACACUGAAGUUAACUUAACGGUUAGAUGGAAACAGUCGUGCUAACGUUACAGCUUCAUGCCAACGUUUUGAAUAAAGUUUUCUAACAGAGGUGGUUGUUACAGUCUUGCUUUAAACUCCAAGUGUACACAAAUACAAGUGAACUGAUAUAUUGUAUACUGUACACCAAAGAGUAAAGUAGAAGACACACUCUUAAUAUUAGUUCCUUCAUCCCAUCUGUGUUCACACCUCCGGUCUAAUUCUUCACACAGUUCAUCCAGUCCGACAAAAGAUCUAUCAAAAAUAUAAAGCUAUAAAUAAAGUAAAAGAUGUUGUAUGUUUUCUAUUAUCUUGUAGAAAAUACUUUUGUAAGUAUGUUGAAAGUAUAAAGUAUUUGCUGGAUUCUGCUUCCUUUGACGACAGUGACAAAACAAUAAUGUACAGAGGAAUUUGUGUUGACAAAAUGUGGCUGUGCAAUUUAUGUACAUUUGCAACUAGACCUAUUAAAGUUUUAUUUAGCUAUUUUAAAA
This is a messenger RNA of Cottoperca gobio, 7305 nucleotides long. It is a transcript of the gene dab2ipb, whose product is annotated as DAB2 interacting protein b. Gene Ontology annotation, biological process: regulation of GTPase activity. The record is from RefSeq and is a predicted model, not a curated record. The transcript has 19 exons. NCBI's taxonomy places the organism in Eukaryota, Metazoa, Chordata, Actinopteri, Perciformes, Bovichtidae. The coding region runs from base 47 to 3787 and encodes 1246 amino acids.